AGCUGUGCAGCCGCUCCUAACCCGGUGGAUCCUGGGAUUCGGCCUUUGCGGAAGGACGGUCUCGGCGUGCGGACUAGGCCGCUGUUCUCAGGCCCCAACCGGAGUUCCACGUCCUGCUCCAAGCCGAGGCGGUGGCAGUGGCGACGCGGCGGGGACCUCAGAGGGCGCGGCGGCGGCUGGCUGGGGUGCGGAGCCUGACGGGCGGCAGCGGCGGUGCGCAGGCCGUGACGGCCCCUCCCCCGCCCUGAGCGCAGCUGCCGAGGAGGAGGAGGAGGAGGAGGAGGACGGCGCGGGCCCGCCGCGGCGAAGCGGUCACGUAACUGCCUCAGGUUAUGAGUCCCCAGCUUUACCGUCAGAUUUGAGGUCGGCGGCGCUGCGUGGUCCUGCGGCAGGGGGGGCGUCGGUGCGCUCGGAGCGGUGCUGCGGUGACCGCUUGCCCUUGGUUCGGCCUGCCCCGAGGGCGUGUCGGCGGAGCGUUCUCUUUGUAACGUCUGCGGCCUGCAGCGAGCGCAGGGCUUUCCCAUGAAGGUGUCUCUCGGUAACGGCGAGAUGGGCGUCUCUGCCCACCUGCAGCCUUGCAAGGCAGGAACCACGCGGUUUUUCACCAGCAAUACGCACAGCUCUGUUGUAUUGCAAGGCUUUGAUCAGCUCCGCAUAGAGGGGCUGCUUUGUGACGUGACUCUGGUGCCUGGUGAUGGCGAGGAAAUCUUCCCGGUUCACCGAGCCAUGAUGGCGUCUGCUAGCGAUUAUUUCAAGGCCAUGUUCACAGGUGGAAUGAAAGAGCAAGAUUUAAUGUGCAUCAAACUUCACGGGGUGAACAAGAUCGGUCUGAAGAAAAUCAUUGAUUUUAUUUAUACUGCAAAGCUGUCUCUUAAUAUGGACAAUCUUCAGGACACCCUUGAAGCUGCCAGCUUUCUACAAAUCUUACCGGUUUUGGACUUUUGCAAAGUAUUUCUCAUAUCAGGCGUCUCUUUAGAUAACUGUGUUGAGGUUGGCCGGAUUGCUAACACCUACAAUCUUAUAGAAGUGGAUAAAUAUGUAAAUAAUUUCAUCCUGAAGAACUUUCCUGCAUUGUUGAGUACUGGGGAGUUUCUGAAACUCCCCUUUGAACGGCUUGCCUUUGUGCUUUCCAGCAACAGCCUCAAGCACUGUUCCGAACUUGAACUCUUCAAGGCAGCCUGCCGCUGGCUGAGGCUGGAAGACCCUCGGAUGGACUAUGCCGCAAAAUUAAUGAAGAAUAUUCGAUUUCCACUGAUGACACCACAGGACCUCAUCAACUAUGUGCAGACAGUAGAUUUUAUGAGAACAGACAAUACCUGUGUGAAUUUACUUUUGGAAGCAAGCAAUUAUCAAAUGAUGCCAUAUAUGCAGCCAGUGAUGCAGUCGGACAGAACUGCCAUUCGCUCUGAUUCUACUCACUUGGUUACGUUAGGAGGAGUUUUGAGACAACAGCUAGUUGUCAGUAAAGAAUUACGGAUGUAUGAUGAAAGGGCACAGGAGUGGAAAUCCUUAGCCCCCAUGGAUGCUCCUCGGUACCAACAUGGCAUUGCCGUUAUUGGAAAUUUCCUGUAUGUAGUUGGUGGUCAGAGUAAUUAUGACACAAAAGGAAAAACUGCUGUUGAUACAGUUUUCAGAUUUGACCCUCGGUAUAAUAAGUGGAUGCAGGUGGCAUCAUUAAAUGAAAAGCGCACGUUCUUUCACCUGAGUGCCCUCAAAGGACAUUUAUAUGCAGUUGGUGGGCGCAGUGCAGCUGGUGAACUGGCCACAGUAGAAUGUUACAACCCAAGAAUGAAUGAAUGGAGCUAUGUUGCAAAAAUGAGUGAACCGCACUAUGGCCAUGCUGGAACAGUAUAUGGGGGUUUAAUGUAUAUUUCAGGAGGAAUUACCCAUGACACUUUCCAAAAUGAGCUCAUGUGUUUUGACCCAGAUACAGACAAAUGGACACAGAAGGCUCCCAUGACUACAGUCCGAGGUCUGCAUUGCAUGUGUACAGUAGGAGACAAGCUGUAUGUCAUUGGUGGCAACCACUUCAGAGGAACAAGUGAUUAUGAUGACGUUCUAAGCUGUGAAUACUAUUCUCCAACUCUUGACCAGUGGACUCCAAUUGCUGCUAUGCUAAGAGGUCAGAGUGAUGUUGGGGUUGCUGUCUUUGAAAACAAAAUCUAUGUUGUUGGUGGAUAUUCUUGGAAUAACCGUUGCAUGGUAGAAAUUGUUCAGAAAUACGACCCAGAAAAAGAUGAGUGGCAUAAAGUUUUUGAUCUUCCAGAGUCGCUUGGUGGCAUUCGGGCUUGUACUCUCACAGUUUUUCCACCUGAAGAAAACCCUGGGUCACCUUCUAGAGAGUCUCCUCUUUCAGCACCUUCAGAUCAUUCUUAGAUCCGAGGUGUAAUACCUUUUCAGUGGAUCAUGGAUGAUCUCACACUUCCCCUUUAAUUGUCUCUUAUUACUGCAGUUAAUAGACAAAAAGGUAACUUA
This is a messenger RNA of Peromyscus eremicus (cactus mouse), 2475 nucleotides long. RefSeq names its product kelch like family member 9 (gene Klhl9). The record is from RefSeq and is a predicted model, not a curated record. Gene Ontology annotation, cellular component: Cul3-RING ubiquitin ligase complex. Gene Ontology annotation, biological process: regulation of cytokinesis; protein ubiquitination. Lineage: Eukaryota; Metazoa; Chordata; Mammalia; Rodentia; Cricetidae. The transcript has a single exon. Gene Ontology annotation, molecular function: ubiquitin-protein transferase activity; cullin family protein binding. Bases 523 to 2376 code for a protein of 617 amino acids.